GCAGCCGAAAAAAACCCGCUCACCGACUCGUCUAUUUGUAACUGUAUUGGUGUGCACUAAUGUGUACAUAGCUUAUCCAAUCUAUCAUACUGUGCUAUAUAGAAUGUUUUUCGGCAUCACAACAGUUUACAAGUCAUGUGCAUUUUAGACUUAACGGUCUAAUCAAAAAUUCACGCAGCUUUUUUACAGCUAGAGACAUAUUAGUACACUCUUUUGUGGCGAGACCUGGGAUUUGUAUGCAUCCAUUUUGAGUUCACAUGCUGUGUAUAUAGUACGAGUACAUUAUCAUCAUGGGACUCAUUCACUACAUCGCCGUGCUCGUCGGAUUCCUGUUCAUCUUCGCAGGCCUUCUCAAGCUCACACCGAUCGAGCUCGGCAAUGGUUUCAGCCAGUCAGAGAUGAAGACGAUGUUCAAACGUUACCUCUCUGUCCUGCCCGUACAUCACAUGUUUGGGGUUACGAUCACUACGACGAUUUACAGGUCGGCCGUCGGGUUUGCUGAAACCGUCUUCGGGAGCAUGCUAGCAUUCGGACGCUCUUUUUGGAGGGUGAUUGGAGCUUUCUAUCUUCUUAUCAUCAUGAUUGGAGCAUUCCUCACACAUCAGAAGAUUGGUGAUCCCAUUGCAAUGGCGUCGCCUCCUCUCUUUCUUGGUAUUUUACUGUUAAUCAUUCUGCUGAAUCGACGCCAACUGAAUACCAACUAUGGCAGGACUGCCAAGGCAAAAAGCGAUUGAAAUCAGAUUAUGUACUCAUCACUCUUGAGCGUCGUGCGAAUAACUAUAGAAAGCAACUUGUCAAAGCGGUCACACUACAACAAACAUCCAAGAGAACAAUCUUGAGAGACACUCAUCCUAUGUAUUCUCGUCAAAGUUGUAGCAAUAUAUUGUGUAAAUAGUUUGUACUUUCUAUUGGCUAAUGCAACUUUUAGUAAUACAUGUAGUCAAUCUUUCUAAUUGUUAAUCAUCUCUUUUGUUUUGUGUGUGUACAAAUCUAAUAUGAGGGUUUGAAGUCAGCUGACGUCACUAAAUGUUGUGUGUUCACGAGAAUUUGUCUGUUUUUUCUGCUUUUGUAUGAUUUCACGAAUCAUUCAUUGUGAGGACCACAUGCAACCCAAGAACUUCGGUUGUAUGAUUCAUGAAAAAGAAGUAACGAAGAAAAAGUAUAUGAAACAGUCCUUGUUUUAUUUUCAUUCUAAUUAUAGGCAUCAUAUUAUGCAUUCACUGCAGUUCUUAACAAAAGAAUUCAUGUAGAAUAUAAUGAUGACUGGUAGUAACAUCCUUUUGUCUUCUUUGUAUAUGAAGAAUAACUGAAGGUAUAAUAUUAUCUAAGUAAACGAUCAGUAAUUUUUUUUUAUAAUGAUCAUUUCGGUACCAUAUUGGCCCUAUUCAAAUUCGUGCUCGCCAUUUCAUUGUGGACAAAUAUGUCAGCAAAAAA
Messenger RNA from Strongylocentrotus purpuratus (purple sea urchin), 1434 nucleotides. RefSeq lists its product as uncharacterized. Lineage: Eukaryota; Metazoa; Echinodermata; Echinoidea; Camarodonta; Strongylocentrotidae. Bases 291 to 734 code for a protein of 147 amino acids. The record is from RefSeq and is a predicted model, not a curated record. The transcript has a single exon.